AGAGAUUUAGAGAAAACCCGUCAGAAUUUCCCAUGCCUCUUGCCUCACUGUCCCCCAGCAGAAGGUUCCCUCACCCCAGGUGCCCUCCGGGGCGGACCACUUCCGAGUUCAUCAACUGUCAGGAAAAGGCACAUGGCAUGAUGACCAGACGUCAGAGCUGGCUCCCGGUUGGGAUAUGAGUGGCUUUGCGGAGGAUGGUGCCUAAAUUAGGCUUUAUAAGUCAGCACUACCCGCGAGGUGGCCGGGAUCCUGCACACCAAGCACAGCUGUCUUCUCGAGGAGCCCUGAAGCCAGAGCAGCAGCAGGAUGUCCCAGAGGCUGGUCCUGCUGCUGCUUCUCCUCAUCUCUGCCCAGGGCGCCCUGGCCCUGCGGAUCUGCUCCUUCAACGUGAGGUCCUUUGGGGAAAGCAAGAGGGAAGACCAGGAAGCCAUGGGUGUUAUUGUACAGAUUAUCAAGCGCUGUGACAUCGCCCUUCUGAUGGAGAUCAAGGACAGCAGCAACACGAUCUGCCCUGUGCUGAUGGAGAGGCUGAACGGGUACAGUGGGCAGAGAAAUUCAAGGAGAGGCAUAACAUACAACUAUGUUAUUAGCUCUCGUCUUGGAAGAAAAACAUAUAAAGAACAGUAUGCCUUUCUCUACAAGGAAAAGCUGGUGUCUGUGAAGAAAAGCUACCUCUACCCUGACAAUCAGCAUGGAGAUGGAGACGUGUUUUCCAGGGAGCCCUUUGUGGUUUGGUUCCAUUCGCCUCACACUGCUGUCAAGGACUUCGUGAUUGUUCCCCUGCACACCACCCCCGAGACAUCCGUUAAAGAGAUGGACGAGCUGGCCGAUGUCUACCUGGACGUGAAACGCCGCUGGGAGGCAGAGAAUUUCAUUUUCAUGGGUGACUUCAAUGCCGGCUGCAGCUACGUCCCCAAGAAGGCCUGGAAGAACAUCCGCUUGAGGACCAACCCCAGAUUCGUUUGGCUGAUUGGGGACCAGCAGGACACCACAGUGAAGAAGAGCACCAAAUGUGCAUAUGACAGGGAAAGACUAUGUGCCCUUGCCCUCACAUCCUUAAAAUGGCCUACCAAGAUGGACAAGGGUGUUCACCGGGUCUGUCCCAUGCCUGCAGAGGGGAGGGACACAAGGUACGCCUGGAAGAUCUAAGAAAACAAGUAAAAUUAGUUCGUCUGAUUAGGCGCUGCCGUCGAGGGUGUCACUGGCAGUCUCUCUUUCCCCUACUGCCCACUGCUGCUGCUGCUCGCAAAAAUGGGCAGCAACACUUGGCCUCGGUCAGAUCCUGUUUUAGCUUCCCUUAUGGUUGGUUCUUAUGAGCCAUUCAAGGGGAAAAAAACAAUUAUUAAUGACAGAGGACGACACGAACAUUCAACCAGGGAUUCCAAACGACACAGACAAACAUGAAAGACACAAACAAUUACCGACCUAGUCCAGACUUCCUCCCCGACUCCCUUCUGACCGAGCCUCCAGCUCCUAGGUCAGCCAUAGGGAUUUCCCGGGGUCGGAGGGCAUCUCCUUCCGACCCCCACCCACGACCCACCAGCGCGUCCGCCUAGGUCCCUUGUCGGUCCUGACUACUCAGCGUACUCCAGAAAACCUUGUCUCUAGUCACUCCUCCCUCAGUCCUG
This is a messenger RNA of Microcebus murinus (gray mouse lemur), 1628 nucleotides long. The record is from RefSeq and is a predicted model, not a curated record. NCBI's taxonomy places the organism in Eukaryota, Metazoa, Chordata, Mammalia, Primates, Cheirogaleidae.